Messenger RNA from Arabidopsis lyrata subsp. lyrata, 3366 nucleotides. RefSeq names its product disease resistance protein RML1A. The transcript has 4 exons. The record is from RefSeq and is a predicted model, not a curated record. The coding region runs from base 106 to 3228 and encodes 1040 amino acids. Gene Ontology annotation, biological process: defense response. NCBI's taxonomy places the organism in Eukaryota, Viridiplantae, Streptophyta, Magnoliopsida, Brassicales, Brassicaceae. Gene Ontology annotation, molecular function: ADP binding; protein binding.
ACAGUGACAAGGAGAAAGUGAGGAAAUGGAAAGAAGCUUUGAAGAAAUUAGCUGCUAUUUCUGGUGAAGACUCACGAAAUUGGUCGAUUUCAAGCUCAUUGCUUCAUGGAGAAUGUGAAAGAAGUCUGUAACAGAUACGGAGUUAGGCGUUUACAAGAGGAGUUUUUAUGCAGAAUGUUUCGAGAGAGACAUAAAGAAGCGUGGGGCUCGGUGUCUUGUUGCAGCAUGAUAAGGGAAAGGUUCAGGCACAAAAGGGUCUUGAUUGUGCUUGACGAUGUAGAUAGAUCUGAGCAAUUGAAUGAAUUGGUGAAGGAGAUUGAUUGGUUUGGUCCGGGAAGCAGAAUUAUCGUGACAACACGGGAUAGACAUUUGCUACUUUCUCAUGGAAUAGAUUUGGUAUAUAAAGUGAAGUGUUUACCCAAAAGAGAAGCUCUCCAGCUCUUUUGUAACUAUGCUUUCAGAGAGGAGAUUAGAAUUCCACAUGGGUUUCAGGAGUUAUCGGUUCAAGCUAUUAACUAUGCUUCUGGCCUUCCACUGGCUCUAAGAGUUUUAGGCUCCUUCCUUUAUCGAAGAAGCCAAAGAGAAUGGGAAAGCACUCUUGCUAGGCUUAAAACUUACCCUCAUAGUGAUAUCAUGGAAGUUCUGAGAGUUAGCUACGACGGAUUGGAUGAGCAAGAGAAGGCAAUUUUUCUCUAUAUAUCAUGUUUCUAUAACAUGAAGCAUGUUGAUUAUGUCACAAAACUUCUGGAUAUUUGUGGCUUUGCUGCUGAAAUUGGUAUCACGAUUCUUACCGAGAAGUCUUUGAUAUUUGUAUCAAAUGGAAACAUAAAGAUGCAUGAUUUGCUUGAACAGAUGGGUAGAGAGAUUGUUCGUCAACAAGCAGUUAACAACCCAGCCCAACGGUUACUUGUAUGGGAUCCUGAAGACAUCUGUGAUUUGCUGUCAGAAAAUUCUGGAACACAACUUGUUGAAGGAAUUUCUCUGAACCUCUCUGAAAUUUCUGAGGUAUUUGCUAGUGAUCGAGCUUUCGAGGGAUUGUCUAAUCUCAAGCUUCUUAACUUCUAUGAUCUUUCAUUUGAUGGAGAGACUAGAGUGCAUCUACCUAAUGGCCUUAGUUAUCUCCCACGCAAGCUUCGUUAUCUCCGUUGGGAUGGAUACCCUUUAAAGACUAUGCCUUCAAGAUUUUGUCCUGAGUUUCUUGUUGAACUUUGUAUGAGUAAUAGCGAUCUUGAAAAACUUUGGGAUGGGAUCCAGCCUCUUACGAACUUGAAGAAGAUGGAUCUUUCUCGCUGUAAAUACCUUGUCGAAAUUCCUGAUCUCUCAAAAGCCACAAAUCUGGAGGAACUAAACCUUUCCUAUUGCCAAAGCUUGGUUGAGGUUACUCCAUCUAUCAAGAACCUUAAGGGACUUUCUUGCUUCUACAUGACUAAUUGCAUCCAACUCAAGAACAUUCCGAUUGGAAUAACUUUGAAGUCACUUGAAACAGUGCGAAUGAGUGGAUGCUCAAGUCUAAUGCAUUUUCCAGAAAUUUCUUGGAAUACUAGAAGACUCUAUCUGAGCAGUACAAAGAUAGAGGAACUGCCAUCAUCAAUUAGUCGUCUCUCUUGUCUGGUUGAAUUGGAUAUGUCAGAUUGCCAGAGACUCAGGACCCUUCCAAGCUAUCUAAGGCACUUGGUCUCACUGAAAUCCCUGAAUUUGGAUGGUUGCAAACGUCUUGAGAACCUCCCAGGCACAUUACAGAACCUAACAUCUCUUGAAACGCUUGAAGUAUCUGGUUGCCUUAAUGUCAACGAGUUCCCUCGUGUCGCCACGAAUAUAGAAGUUCUGCGUAUAUCUGAGACAUCAAUUGAAGAAAUUCCUGCAAGGAUCUGUAAUCUCUCUCAGCUUAGGUCCUUGGAUAUUUCAGAAAACAAAAGACUUAAAUCACUUCCGUUAAGCAUUUCUAAGCUAAGAUCACUUGAAAAGCUCAAGCUUUCUGGAUGUUCUGUACUCGAGAGUUUUCCACCAGAAAUUUGUCAGACAAUGAGCUGCUUGAGGUGGUUUGAUUUAGAUAGGACUAGCAUUAAAGAACUACCUGAAAACAUUGGGAAUUUAGUAGCUCUUGAGGUGCUUCAAGCCAGUAGAACAGUGAUAAGGCGAGCACCACGGUCUAUUGCACGACUUACCCGUCUUCAAGUUUUAGCGAUUGGGAAUAGUCUCUAUACUCCAGAAGGUUUGUUGCAUUCUCUUUGUCCUCCCUUAGCAAGGUUUGAUGACUUGAGAGCUCUGAGCCUAAGCAACAUGAACAUGGUAGAGAUCCCUAACAGUAUUGGUAACUUAUGGAAUCUACUAGAAAUAGAUUUGAGUGGGAACAGUUUCGAAUUCAUCCCCGCAAGCAUCAAACGGCUCACCAGGUUGAACAGACUGAAUUUAAACAAUUGUCAGAGACUUCAAGCAUUGCCCGAUGAGCUUCCACGAGGUCUCUUGUAUAUCUACAUCCAUAACUGCACAUCCCUAGUGAGUAUCUCAGGUUGCUUCAACCAAUAUUGUCUGCGCCAGUUUGUAGCUAGCAACUGUUACAAAUUGGAUCAAGCAGCGCAGAUUCUCAUUCACUGUAACAUGAAGCUAGAGUCAGCAAAACCAGAACACUCUUAUUUUCCUGGAAGUGACAUACCCAGUUGCUUCAAUCACCAAGUCAUGGGUCCUUCGCUGAAUAUACAGUUACCUCAGAGUGAAUCAUCGUCUGACAUUCUGGGAUUUUCUGCCUGCAUCAUGAUUGGAGUUGAUGGACAGUACCCGAUGAACAAUCUGAAGAUACACUGCUCUUGUAUUUUAAAAGAUGCUGAUGAUUGUGAGCUGGUUGUUAUGGAUGAGGUGUGGUAUCCUGAUCCAAAAGCUUUCACAAACAUGUGUUUUGGAACAGAUCACCUUCUCUUAUUCAGCAGAACCUGCAUGUCCAUGGGAGCUUACAAUGAAGCCUUGUUUGAAUUCUCAAUCGAAAACACAGAAGGAGAUUCUUUUAGCCCGCUUGGAGAGGUUAAAAAAUGUGCAGUGCACCUUAUAUCAUUUAAAGACAUGAUGCAAGAGUUCUCUAAUGACUCUGACAAAAUUCAGAAUUCUGAUUUGGAUCUUUCAAAGGCAUUUGAUGACGCAAGACUUUUGAAAAGAAGAGCAUAUGAAACUGAGCUCUUGCAUAAGGAGCAACCAAGAUCCAAGAGGAUCAAGUUUCUUCCAGUUCAUUUGGCUUGAGAGCGACAUUCCAAAUUACAUCAGCGAAAUGUCAUACGAAAGUAAAAAAAAAAAAUCACUUGUUGCCUUGUAUACAUAAUUAUAUAUUGAUUGAUUCAUAUAUUUUGAUAGCAUACCAUGAACUUGAUCUUUGAAGAA